This is a messenger RNA of Theobroma cacao (cacao), 6410 nucleotides long. RefSeq names its product sporulation-specific protein. The record is from RefSeq and is a predicted model, not a curated record. Lineage: Eukaryota; Viridiplantae; Streptophyta; Magnoliopsida; Malvales; Malvaceae.
CUCUGUCCCUCUCAAAACUAGCUCUUUUUUUUUUCUCCUUAUUCACCGUGGUUGUGUCUGAAAACAGAACCUUCUCCGUAAAGAUUCGUCUACUCUUUCUUCCAGCUUAAGCACCUGCAGAUCCGCUACUAGGGUUUCGAUCCGAGAUUUUUUCAAGUCAGCAUUUUGAAGUUUGUUUCUGGGGUUUGGCAUUUUGGGAAAGGCCUUGCCUUUCUUUGAAUAAGGGGCAGUUUAAUCAAAGGGAUUGUUAUGUCAUACAGCUGGUGAUUAAUUGAUUUGCUGGUAAUGUCGAGGGUCACUAAGUGGAAGAUUGAGAAGACAAAAAUAAAAGUUGUAUUCCGGUUACAGUUUCAUGCUACACAUAUUCCACAAAGUGGAUGGGAUAAACUGCAUAUAUCCUUCAUUCCUGCUGAUUCUGGAAAAGCAACUUUAAAGACAACCAAAGCAAAUGUGAGAAAUGGAACUUGCAAAUGGGCUGAUCCAAUCUAUGAGACUACGAGGCUUCUCCAAGACAUUAAAACUAAACAAUUUGAUGAAAAACUCUAUAAGCUUCUUGUGGCGAUGGGUUCCUCACGAUCCAGCCUUCUCGGUGAGGCUACCAUCAACCUUGCUGAUUAUGCUGAUGCAUCAAAGCCUUCUAUUGUUGCAUUGCCUCUCCAUAGCUGUGAUUCUGGAGCUAUAUUACAUGUCACUGUACAACUGCUAACCUCUAAAACUGGUUUCAGGGAGUUUGAACAGCAACGAGAACUUAGAGAGAGGAAAUUGCAGGCAGGGCCAGAUCAAAAUGGUCCUGAUCAGUCAUCUUCUGGGAAAGUAUCAGUUUCUGAGGAGAGCGUCAACAGUCACAUGGACAAGGUCAAUACAAGGGUUAGAUUUAAAGAAAAAUCUAAAGAGCACCAUUUGCUUGAAGAAGAUGUUGGCCUGAAUGAAGAAUACGGAGACUCAGCUGUUGGGUUUGAUGGCUCUUCAAAUACUUCAGAAAGUUUAUAUGCAGAGAAGCAUGAUACGUCCAGCACUCAUGAAAUUGACAGCCUGAAGAGUACAGCCUCUGGUGAUUUGGGAGGACUUAGUCACAGCCCUCAGCAAGAGAAAGGGGAUCCCUCUGAUCAUCAGAUUUUGGCACAGGGGACUAACGAUUGGAUUCAUGGCUGGAGUUCAGAUUAUUCUGCAGAUAAUGACUUAACUAUUGCUUAUGAAGAGAAUAGCAGACUCAGAGGAUGCUUAGAAGUGGCAGAGUCAUCUAUUCAGGACCUUAAGGUGGAAGUAAGCUUGUUACAAAAUCAUGCUAGUCAAAUAGGUGCUGAAACAGAGAAGUUUGCUGAGCAACUUGUCACAGAGAUUUCUUCAGGAGAAAGGUUGGCAAAAGAGGUUUCUGCAUUAAAAUCAGAGUGUUCGAAGUUGAAAGAUGACCUUGAGCAGAUGACAAAUUACAAACUAUGCCCUGCAUUGAGCAGCAAAGAAGCUAUUAGGAAAGACCAGGAUCACUUAUUUCAAGACUUAGAGGUCACAUGGUCAAAGGGGCUUUUAGUUAUGGAGGAUAAGAUACGGGAACUUCAAAACAAGGCAUGUUUGAAUAACCAUGAAAGAGACCUUAGGUUCCUUCAUGCAGACUUGGAGGCAUUGCUUGGUAUUCUGCAAGAUCUCAAACAAGGAACUCAAGAGGAAAUAUCUGUUCUUAGAUCAGUACCAUCUGAGAGAUGCAACAUGAAGGGGAGCAGAGAAAUUAGUUUAAAUAAUGGUGAGCAAUUUAUACCAGAAACUAGUUUUGAUGCAGAGCUUUACCAACCGGAACUAGGCAUGGUUCCAUGUGUUAGUUUGCCUGGUCUUAUGUCACAUGAACCUGAUUCUGUGGGUGCUACUACUGCAAUGAAAGGCAAAAUCUUCGAACUACUGAGAGAGUUGGAUGAAUCAAAAGCCGAGCGGGAAAGCCUUGCAAAGAAAAUGGACCAGAUGGAGUGCUACUAUGAAGCUCUUGUUCAGGAGCUCGAGGAAAACCAAAGGCAAAUGCUGGGAGAAUUGCAGAGUCUCAGAAAUGAGCAUUCUGCAUGCUUGUAUAGGGUGCAAUCUACUAAAGCUGAGAUGGAGACUAUGCAGCAAGAUAUGAGUGAACAGAUCUUGAGAUUUUCUGAAGAAAAACAAGAUUUGGAAUCUCUGAGCAAAGAACUGGAAAGAAGGGCUAUUAUUGCAGAAGCAGCACUCAAAAGAGCACGUCUUAAUUAUUCAAUUGCAGUGGGCCAGUUACAAAAGGAUCUCGAGCUACUUUCUUCCCAGGUUAUGUCUGUGUUUGAGACAAAUGACAAUCUCAUCAGGCAAGCUUUUGUAGAUUCUUCACAACCAAGCUCCCAAGGAUACUCAGAGAUGGUAAAGAAUCGGGAAUUGGAUCCAGAAGAAUUCCAACCUACCAAGCCCUUGCAUUGUCAAAACCAGUAUGUAGGGGUGAGGAAACAGCAGUUGGGUGGAGAUAUCCUUUUAGAGGACUUGAAGAGAUCUCUCCAUUUACAGGAAAGCCUUUAUCUGAAGGUUGAAGAAGAAGUUUGUGAAAUGCAUUACCAAAAUGUAUACCUAGAUGUGUUUUCAAAGACUCUACAAGAAGCUUUGCUUGAAGCAAGUGCUGAUGUUAAACAUAUAAAAGAGAGAACAGAUGAGCUUAUGCGGCAAUUGGAACUUUCAGUCGAGUCGAAGGAGUUAUUGAUGCAAAGGCUGCAGAGCGCUAUGGAUGACGUUCAUUCCCUUAAUGAGUACAAGGCUACUUGCAUUGCCAAGUAUAAUGAUAUGGCUGUGCAAAAACAAACUUUAGAAGCCAAUGUAGAAACUGUCACCCAUGAAAAUCAUCUCCUUUCUGAGAAGAUAACUGAAAUGGAGCACCACUUGAUGGAAUACAAAAGUUACAAGAGCAAAUAUGAUGCCUGUGCCAUGGCAAAGACAGAGUUGGCUAGUUUAUUGAAGAAGGAAACCCUGGAAAAUGGUAAUCUUCGAAAUGAGAACUCUUCUUUGCAGGAAGAUUUGAGAAUGAUCAAAGGUGAGUUUGAUGAAUUGGUUACUGUGAAGACAAACUUGCAGAAUACUGUUGACUUUCUUCGAAGCAGGUUGCUGAACUUAUUGUCAUCUUAUGGCAAAAAUUUUGAUGAAUUGUCCCUCUUGAGUGAUUUGGUUGGUCAGGAUAUUGAGUCCAAGGACUUAACAUCUGUCAUGGUGUGGUUAGAGGAGGUCCAGCAUAAUGCACAUGAAAAAUUUCUUCAUCUCUUAAAGGAAAACAAAGAACUGAUGGAAGAACGAGAUAAGGCUCUGGUGUCAUUAACUGCAGUGGAAUCAGACAUGGUGCUGAUGAAACAGAAAUUCGAAGGUGAUAUACGAGCCAUGGUGGAUAAAAUGGAUUUAUCUAAUGUAGUGGUACAAAGGGUUCAGUUAGAAGUUGAAGCUGUUGCCGGAAAGCUCAGGGUUAGCUCUGAAGUUGAAGAAACUUAUGCACAGCAGCAGAGAGAUCUUUUAUCUGAUAUUGAGCACUUCGAAGCUGAGCUGCAACAGCUUACUUCUAAGAACAGGGAGAUUGCUGAAGAACUCUUGGUGUUAGAGUCUGUCAAUGAAGAACUUGGAAGUAGUAAGCUGACCGUGACUGAACUUAUGGAAGAAAACAAAGCUUUGAUGCAAUCUUUACAGGAUAAAUCUGAGGAGUCAUCCAAGCUUUCUUUGGAGCUUAAUGGUUUGAAAGAAAGUUUGCGUUCUGUGCAUGAUGAGCUGCUAGCAGAAAGAAGCUCGAAAGAUAAAUUAGAGAGUUUGGUUACAAACCUUACUUCCCAAAUGAAUGAGAAGCAUCAUCAGUUGUUGCACUUUGAUCAGCAGAAAUCUGAACUUAUCCAUCUCAAGCAAAUGUUAUCAGAUCUAGAAUUAGAAAAAUCUAGAGUUUGCAGUCGUUUACAACAAUCUGAAGAAUGCCUUAACAAUGCUCGCAAAGAAUCUUCUUCUAUUACUUUUCUGGAAUCUCAGUUGUCUGAAAUGCAUGGAUUUUUAAUAGCUGCAGACGUUAGCCUCAUUUUCUUAAGAAAGCGGUAUGAGACCUGGACUGCUGACCUUGUCUGUCAACUUUCCCUCUCCGAAAGCCGCCUUGUGGAGCUUCAAAAGAAGCAUCUUGAUGCUAAGAGCAUGCUUAAUGGUUGUCUUGCUCGUGAAGCACACUGCAUUGAAGAAAAUGCAAGAUUAUCAGCGAGUCUUGAGUCCCUAAAAUCCGAGUUAGAUGCUUCAAUGGCUGAAAACAGGGUACUUCUCAAUAAAAAUAGCUCUGUAAUAGCUGAGCUUCAGGAAUACAAAAGUAGAAUUGAAAAACUUGAGUUUGGUUAUUGUGAGGAUAAAAAUCAGCAUGCUCUUGAAGUCGAAAGGCUGAAGCAGUUACUGGUCAGUUCUCGGGAAGAGAUUGAUAAUCUGAUGGUAUUGAAGGAAGAACUGGAACUCAAUGUCGUAGUACUCAAAGCUAAAUUGGACGAACAGAGCUCUCAGAUAACCUUACUAGAAGGGCCGAAUGAUGAGGUGCUGUUGCUGCAGAAUCAGUGUAAUGAGCUUUCUCAAAGGCUUUCUGAGCAGAUUUUGAAGACUGAAGAGUUCAAAAACUUGUCCAUUCAUUUGAAGGAGCUUAAAGACAAGGCUGAUGCAGAAUGCAUUCAGGCUCGGGAGAAAAGGGAAUCUGAAGCACCACCAACUGCUAUGCAAGAGUCCUUAAGAAUUGCAUUUAUCAAAGAACAGUAUGAAUCACGGCUACAAGAACUGAAGCACCAGUUGGCUGUCUCCAAGAAGCAUAGCGAGGAAAUGCUAUGGAAAUUACAGGACGCCAUUGAUGACAUUGAGAAUAGAAAGAAAUCUGAAGCUUCUCUUUUGAAGACAAAUGAAGAGCUUGGAGUGAAGAUCUUGGAUUUGGAGGCUGAGUUACAAUCGUUGAUUUCUGACAAGCGUGAAAAAAUGAGGGCUUAUGACCUGAUGAAGGCUGAACUGGAUUGCUCAAUGAUUAGCCUUGAAUGCUGUAAAGAAGAAAAACAGAAACUUGAAGCUUCUUUACAAGAAUGCAAUGAAGAAAAAUCUAGAAUUUUAGUUGAACUUAGCAUAGUGAAAGAAUUGCUCGAGACCUCCACAUCAACCAUGAGUGUUCAGAAGGAAAGAAAUGACAAACUGAAAGAUGGUUGCAUCUCUGACGAGCUGGUUGUCAAUAAUGCUCCAACUAGCGAUGUUGAUCUUAAAUAUUCGGAACAAGAUACUUCAACAUACACUGAAGAAGCAGAACAGGCGUGCUUAGUUCCCAUUGAUGAAGGUGACUGUACAAGGGUACUCAGAAAUAUGCAACCUGAGCAGGAUUUUCUUGCAUCGAGCAAUGUAAAUGGAGUUCAAAGUCUUGCACUUGUCAACCCAGAGAACUUGCUGAAUAGUGAUGCAAAACAUCUAGCUUUAAUCAAUGAUCGUUUUAAAGCCCAAAGUCUAAGAUCUAGCAUGGACCACCUAAACAGUGAGCUGGAAAGGAUGAAAAAUGAAAAUCUGCUUCUUUCAGAAGAUGGUCAUCAUUUCGACUCUAAAUUUCCAGGUUUACAGCUGGAAUUGAUGCAGUUGCAUAAGGUGAAUGAAGAAUUGGGAAGCAUGUUCCCUUUGUUUAAUGAAUAUCCAGAAAGUGGAAAUGCAUUAGAAAGGGUACUUGCAUUGGAACUCGAGCUCGCCGAGGCAUUGGAAACUAAGAAGAAAUCAAGCAUCCUUUUUCAGAGCUCUUUCUUGAAACAGCACAAUGAUGAGGAAGCAGUGUUCAAAAGUUUUAAGGACAUCAAUGAGCUAAUCAAAGACAUGUUGGAGAUAAAGGGAAGAUAUGGAGCUGUAGAGACUGAACUAAAAGAGAUGCAUGAGCGAUACUCUCAGCUAAGCCUUCAAUUUGCAGAGGUUGAAGGAGAGAGGCAGAAACUCAUGAUGACACUCAAGAAUAUGCGGGCAUCCAGGAAGGCCCAAAACUUGAAUCGCUCCUCAUCAGCCGCUCUUGGGGACCAUUCCUAAGCCACAAGAACAAACUCGGCUGUGGAAUUCCUGUUUGCCAUGUCCCAGAAAUGACCACUUCACAGGGUUAAGUUAAUGACAGCUCCUUGUCAUUAUAUUAUCAAAUUUCUUCAGAAUUCACAGGCUAUUGAGCUAUUGCAGAGUUCAAGUUUUUCAAGCUUGAUACACAAUGUCAAAAAGCAAAGCAGCUGUAUUUUAUGUAAAUAAAUAUAUAUUUCCCGGUCUUUGUCACAGGAAACUAGUAUCAUAAGAUAUAGAUAGAUGUAACACUUGGACCUUUUUCCCCCGGUCCUAGUGAUUGAAUUCUUCUAUUGUAUAGUGAAUCAAAUUCUUUGAUUGACAGAAUCAUUUUUAUUUCAUUACUAGAAACAACGGUUCAUCCCUUGUUCACCUCA